CCUGGGCAUGAAAUACCAUUUCCUUGGUGGGUAUGCCAAUAGCAGAGUAGAGGACUUAAUAAUCUUACUCCAUGUAAAUGUAACUAUGUUUUAUGACAAUCUAGAUGAACUCGCAAAGAUUAGUCGCUUGAAAAAUAUGGGAGGACAAAGGGAAGACAAAAGUAAAUUGACAGCAGAGAAUAUGCUCAAGGCAGAACUUGAACAAAUGGUGCAAUGGACUUCAUCCACAGAAUGCACUGUUCCAUCACAGACAGCAUUUGGGACGAUUUAUAAUGUAGACAUUGUCAAUGUAGUGUGCAAUUGUCCAGCUGCAACAACAAGAGGGAUGUGUAAGCAUGUUCAUUUAGCUGAAUUCAUUGCGUCUAAAAGGAACAUCGACCUCACUGUAGGGCGCAGAUCUAGAGGUUUUGUCCAGAUUGGGAAAUGUAUCAGUUGUUUAUUUGACCUCAUUUAAAUGUACAUGUUUUGCCAAUAGCCAUGGUAUACAUUGUAUUUGUGUGAUGGUAGCAAAAAAUGGUAUUUUCAUCACCUGACAUAGAGUCUACCCCAAUUGAUGAAACAAGACAACAAUUAAAGGAAGACAAAGAAACAACCGAACAGGCUAUUAAAAGAAAAAUUGAGGGAAUAUAUAUGUAAACAAUGAUAACUUCCUGACAAUUGACGUGAAAAAAAAAAACUAUUUUACAAGCAAUCACAACGGCAUUACAUAUUUGUAAGACAACCAACUUUUCCAAAACAACAAGAAAGCGAAAGCAACAUCCGCUGUUUCCAAGCAGAAAAUCCAAAAGUUCAAAAACUGAUCAUGACUCUUCAGUAAGCCGAAAGUGUGUUGUAAAAAACAGGGGCGAAAAGUUAAUGAUGAUGGCAGUUUCAAAUCGACCCACAGAAAGAAAGAAUCCAUUCGUAAACUAUUUCAAUGACCAAAAUAAUGAAAUAUUAUACUGAUUUAGAAAAACUACUUUUUCUUGAUAUUCAUUCAAAAAAUUUAUAUGUUACAUUGGUGCAUAAAGGCUUUAAAAGUAGGACAUAUACAGUUUGCUCUUGAUAUGUUUUGCAAAGAUACUGAUGUUACCAAAUGUAUAUAAUUUAAUAUAACUAAUACCUAUUCCUAAUGAAGAUUUUGUCAAACAGAUAAAUUGGCUAUAUAUAUACAUUUGACUAGGUCUGUUUGCUGUCUCAAGUAGGUAAUAUGUUUUAAGCAAAUGAUCAAACAUGUUUGAAGUAAAGAUAAUA
Molecule: messenger RNA, 1233 nt
Organism: Mytilus trossulus (common blue mussel)
Lineage: Eukaryota; Metazoa; Mollusca; Bivalvia; Mytilida; Mytilidae
Exons: 3
Coding region: 8-454 (148 amino acids)
Molecular function (GO): zinc ion binding
Source: RefSeq, a predicted model, not a curated record